UUAUUAUAGCUAAAAUGAAUGGAAUUUGUUAUCAAAUAAAAAGAAACAAUAAGAUCAGUUUUGAAACAUUUACUGCAUAUCAAUACGAAUGUCACUGACCCACUUUUACAAAUAUGGAAACCUCAUAGCACAAACCAGAUGACAUCACUAUUGAACGUGAUGUCACCUAUCCCUAUCCUAUGACAUCACCUAACAACGGGCGUGAUAAUUAUCAAGGGCAUUAUCAAGUUACAGUGGCCCGCUCAUUUCUGAUAACAUGCGGGCGGUUUAGUGAUAAUUCUAUCCAUUUUAGCUAUAAGGUGUAUUAGUAUUUGAAGGAGGUCACCAAUUACAGUACCAGUAAUUUAUGGAAUUUUAUGAAUAUCUAAAAUAAAAGUUCCCCUGAUAAAUCUUUUUAUCAAUACUUUUCUUCUCAGUACAUUAUAUCCAGCUAGAUUGGAGAUCAGACAUGUUACUGUGUUGUGUUGCUGGAUGAUUGUGGCCAUGUAUUGAAUCAGAGUGUAUGGAAGAUACCUGCACCUGUUGAAAGGAGCGUUCUACUUAGCCUUGAAGCUUGCUAGUAUCUGUAGCAUACAACAUCUACCACAGCCAGUGCACCAAGCACACUGAAACUACAGCUAAUAGCUUGUAUUCAUAUUUUAGUGUAACAAAAGCAAUUUUAGUUAUUGCUCCGAAGAGAAAUAGAAUGGGAAAACAGACCGAAGCACACUACUAAGUGAAUGAAGACAAAAUAGUGACUUAUGUCAACAACUACCGUGUCGCUGUAAUAAACGCCCAGAGCAAACAAUUCUGCACAUCUGUAUGUACAAAAGAGAAAGCAGUUUGCACUAGUAGCUGAGUAUCCUAUUCAUACAUUCAAAUAUGAAGUCAAUCACCUGAAGUAUGGAAUUUCUCACACUGAAAUGUGUAUGCAAGCUAUGGUUUGACAGUCUAUGGAAAUUGGCUCACUAAGUUAGUAUUAUUUCUGUAUUUGUGAUCAAGGUUAGGAAGUCUUUGUUGGAGGGAGUCUUUUCGAAAAUAAUACAAAUCAAUAAAUAUGGACCAAACAUUUGCUUUUGAGAAAAUCUGUAUGAAUGGGGUUUGUUUCUGAAUGGCUGUAUUGUUUGAUGUGUCCCUGCACAAAUCCUAUGAUUGUAGAAAAUGGCAAACGAUCCCAACUUGAAAGAAAUUGCUUUGUGAUUAUCUAUGUUGGUGUGCUUUUCUUUUGCAUGAUCACUGCAAUGUGAUGAACCUGAUCUAUUCUCCGACAGAAGUGAAUGCUUCUUGUGUAUUUUGGAAAAUAAAUCUAAAUAAAAAUACAAACCAAAGUGUUCCCAAUAAGCCCAUUAUCAGUUGAACACAGAAAUGACUUGUAGAAAAUGUUUUUUUUUGCAAAUUGAAUGCAGAUUUGUGUUAAGCUCAAUACUUAGAAAUUGGUGUGGACAAAGUCAAAAACAAAAGUGUCUCUUGCAUGCCUUAAAUUUGGUAGAUAUUGGUGUACUCAUGUUUACAAGUGUGGUUGGAAGCAUUGGUAACAGGUGUUUACUGCAAUGCCACUGUUAAAACGUUGCUGUCUUUGGCUGCCCGUGCCUGGUUGUGAGUUCCCAGAUCCGCUCUUUUUAUGAGACAUGGUUACUCAGUAGCUGAGUAGCUUAUCUGUCACUAUAUGGCUGAAAUAUUGCAGAUGUGACUUUAAAUAUUAACUCACUCACUCAGUAGCCUAUCCAUUCCAGAAAUGGGAUAAAAGCAUACGACCUGCUUAAGUCUGUGUCUUCCUCCUUGGUAUAAUGUAAUCUCUGAUAAGGCAUUGACAAAAAGAUUAAUACUCUUAAAGCAACCAAAUCCCUUCAGUCAUUUAUGAACAGACGAGAGGGAACAAUGAUGUUGAAAGUUGUUUCUUAACGCGGAGACAACUGUGAUCCUGUGAACCAGAUAAGGACAUGUGACAGCCAAUUCCUAGUUUGUCAGUCAAUAUUUAACAUUUUCAGAAGUUUGUAUACAUUCUACUUGUAAGGACAAGUCAAAUGACACAUUUUCUUGUGACAGUAUAGGUAUAUAGGAAAGACAUGUUUUCUGAAUAUUGCACAGUGACACUGAGGCGACAAAGAGGGGUUUAAUUAGCAUCUAUAUUAACCUUCACACAUAUAUUUGUAUGUAUCCCAUUUCAUGAGCCCAUAUGAACUUGGUAUCUGUGUAAUCUUGUAACAUUACUGGACUAGGUGGCAGAUCUAUAUGUGUUGGUAUAUAAUUAAGAAUGUAUAGAACAUAUGUGUGUUAUUUACUAACAUGACUUAGCUGAUCAUUACAUCCUAUCUACACUUCAGUCCAGUCAAAAGUUUCUUUCAAUACAAAUCUGUAAUAUAUCUGAACAUUCUGUUAGAGUUUGGAGCACUGGAUUUGAUUCUCAUAUUCAGUCAACUCAAUUAAAUUCAGACUUUCAAGUCAAUAGGGUAACUUGGUAUCUGUACAUAACCAAUCUCAUUAAAAUCAGAUCUUAGUUCUCGUUAUACCGCUAAACAAAGAUCUGAGGACAUCCCAUUACGGGUCACGUCAGACCAACCUUAUGGAACUUUGACCGACCAAUGGAAUGACCAAUCAGGAGGAAGCUUUCUCGUGCUUUACGGCACUAAUUUCAAAUUGGCGACUACGCUUCGAAACCUAUUUUGACAAAUUCCCGAUUACAAAUUUGAGAGCUAAACAAAAGAAGAUUCUGGAAUGGCUUAUAGAUGGUCUAGAUUGUAUGGAUUCAGUCGUUAAACCUGUAACCAUCGUUUAGAAUACCCUGUGUUAAAGUUUUCGAAAUUGCAUGAUUAGAAUCAGAUCUUUGUUUAGCGGAAGCGAAAACUGGGGUCUGAUUUUAAUGAGAUUGGUACAUAACAUUUGUGUGGUAGGAAUCUCUUACAUUUCUUCAGAACAUAGCCUUGCAUAACCAGUUCCUGUGGUAUGACAAAUAUGAUGCUACAAGUAAUCAGCACUUCAGUUGUCAUCCCUUGAACUGUAUCUGAACUAUCCACUGUCUUCUCACCUGUAAAGUGCCUCUAGUGAGUCCUAAAGCAUAUCAAAUACCACAACAAUAGGGUUGCCACGGAAAUGGGUGAAGAGAGAUACUGAUAUUCUGUCCUCUGUAUCACUUGGUCUAUAAAAGUUUAUCCUUUGAGGUUUGGGUGAAAACAAACAUUUCAAUGAAAUGAAAAGUUAAAAAAAGAACUUCCUAUUUUUGAAAACAUUUCAUUUGUACUUGAUGUACUCAUGAUGUCAGUGUAGCUGGAUUAAUAUCAUUCCCUGGAAACAUUUCUUGCGUAGUGUUUAGUAAAAUAAAUAUAUGCUUUGAUAAAUAUAUCCUUUAAAUCUCAGAUAUAUAAUUAUGUCCAUGAUUUUACAAGUUACGUGAUAUGUCUCAGCACAGCAUAAGUUUCGGCUGUGAUGAAAGAAUGAGUAAUGUUGCUUAUGAAUUAACUGAUCUGAUGUGGUGCUUGCUUAUCUAUCCUUGUAUAUAAUAUUUAUUUUUAUUAUUUUAAAUAUAUUUGUCAAUAGAACAUAUUGUACAGCAAAUCCUCAAUAUUUUGGUUGUACUGUCAUCAUCCCAUCCUUACGACGGACAGUUUAAAUGUUUUGCUUCAUCUUUCCUCUGGUAAUUGAAUCCCCAAUGUUUCUCGGAAAAGUGAGUGAGCACAGAAUGUGUUUGUUUUCAUGGGUGUACACCCUUCUCAGAGGAGACAAGGGACCCUGUGUACACCCUUCUCAGAGGAAACAAGGGACCCUGUGUACACCCUUCUCAGGGGAAACAAGGGACCCUGUGUACACCCUUCUCAGAGGGAACAAGGGACCCUGUGUACACCCUUCUCAGAGGAGACAAGGGACCCUGUGUACACCCUUCUCAGAGGAGACAAGGGACCCUGUGUACACCCUUCUCAGAGGAAACAAGGGACCCUGUGUACACCCUUCUCAGAGGAGACAAGGGACCCUGUGUACACCCUUCUCAGAGGAGACAAGGGACCCUGUGUACACCCUUCUCAGAGGAGACAAGGGACCCUGUGUACACCCUUCUCAGAGGAAACAAGGGUCCCUGUGUACACCCUUCUCAGAGGAGACAAGGGACCCUGUGUACACCCUUCUCAGAGGAGACAAGGGACCCUGUGUACACCCUUCUCAGAGGAGACAAGGGACCCUGUGUACACCCUUCUCAGAGGAGACAAGGUACCCUGUGUACACCCUUCUCAGAGGAGACAAGGGACCCUAUGUACACCCUUCUCAGAGGGAACAAGGGACCCUGUGUACACCCUUCUCAGAGGGGAAAAGGGACCCUGUGUACACCCUUCUCAGAGGAGACAAGGGACCCUGUGUACACCCUUCUCAGAGGAGACAAGGGACCCUGUGUACACCCUUCUCAGAGGGAACAAGGGACCCUGUGUACACCCUUCUCAGGGGAAACAAGGGACCCUGUGUACACCCUUCUCAGAGGAGACAAGGGACCCUGUGUACACCCUUCUCAGAGGAAACAAGGGACCCUGUGUACACCCUUCUCAGAGGAGACAAGGGACCCUGUGUACACCCUUCUCAGAGGAGACAAGGGACCCUGUGUACACCCUUCUCAGAGGAGACAAGGUACCCUGUGUACACCCUUCUCAGAGGAGACAAGGGACCCUAUGUACACCCUUCUCAGAGGGAACAAGGGACCCUGUGUACACCCUUCUCAGAGGGGAAAAGGGACCCUGUGUACACCCUUCUCAGAGGAGACAAGGGACCCUGUGUACACCCUUCUCAGAGGAGACAAGGGACCCUGUGUACACCCUUCUCAGAGGGAACAAGGGACCCUGUGUACACCCUUCUCAGGGGAAACAAGGGACCCUGUGUACACCCUUCUCAGAGGAGACAAGGGACCCUGUGUACACCCUUCUCAGAGGAAACAAGGGACCCUGUGUACACCCUUCUCAGAGGAGACAAGGGACCCUGUGUACACCCUUCUCAGAGGAAACAAGGGACCCUGUGUACACCCUUCUCAGGGGGAACAAGGGACCCUGUGUACACCCUUCUCAGGGGAAACAAGGGACCCUGUGUACACCCUUCUCAGAGGAGACAAGGGACCCUGUGUACACCCUUCUCAGGGGAAACAAGGGACCCUGUGUACACCCUUCUCAGAGGGAACAAGGUACCCUGUGUACACCCUUCUCAGAGGAAACAAGGGACCCUGUGUACACCUUCUCAGAGGAAACAAGGGACCCUGUGUACACCCUUCUCAGGGGAAACAAGGGACCCUGUGUACACCCUUCUCAGAGGAGACAAGGGACCCUGUGUACACCCUUCUCAGAUGAAACAAGGGACCCUGUGUACACCCUUCUCAGAGGAGACAAGGGACCCUGUGUACACCCUUCUCAGAGGAGACAAGGGACCCUGUGUACACCUUCUCAGAGGAAACAAGGGACCCUGUGUACACCCUUCUCAGGGGAAACAAGGGACCCUGUGUACACCCUUCACAGAGGAGACAAGGGACCCUGUGUACACCCUUCUCAGAGGAAACAAGGGACCCUGUGUACACCCUUCUCAGAGGAGACUAGGGACCCUGUGUACACCCUUCUCAGAGGAGACAAGGGACCCUGUGUACACCCUUCUCAGAGGAGACAAGGGACCCUGUGUACACCCUUCUCAGAGGAGACAAGGGACCCUGUGUACACCUUCUCAGAGGAAACAAGGGACCCUGUGUACACCCUUCUCAGGGGAAACAAGGGACCCUGUGUACACCCUUCACAGAGGAGACAAGGGACCCUGUGUACACCCUUCUCAGAGGAAACAAGGGACCCUGUGUACACCCUUCUCAGAGGAGACAAGGGACCCUGUGUACACCCUUCUCAGAGGAGACAAGGGACCCUGUGUACACCCUUCUCAGAGGAGACAAGGGACCCUGUGUACACCCUUCUCAGAGGAGACAAGGGACCCUGUGUACACCCUUCUCAGAGGAAACAAGGGUCCCUGUGUACACCAUUCUCAGAGGAGACAAGGGACCCUGUGUAGACUGUAUUGAUCGUAUGUGUCUGACCCAUAUCAAUAGAACUUCUUGAAUUGUACUAAAAUAGGGAAAAUGUCGGACCAGCUGAAAAUAGUAGUUGUGGUUCUGAUUACCUGAUUUUAUUACUGUUUUGAUGCCAGCCCAAUUAGACUGAAUGUACACAGCAUUUUAUAUGAAUAACAGGAACAACUAAAGAUAUUCCAUUUAUCAGAAUCAAAACAUUUAUAGACUGACAAUUUUGUCGCUGUAGUCAGCAAUAAAUAGAUGAAUUAUGUUUUAAGAAGGUUUUACUUUACAAUGUAUUGAAAUGUUUUGAAUGACUAAUGAAUUUGGGUGACAGUAUGUCUAUAUGUGAACUGUUCCAGUGAGUUAUGAUGUAGGAUAAUAAUUCCCAUCCAAUACACAAUCAUGUAAAGAAAUUAUCAGUUGUAUUCCUGCUAGCAUCUACACUCCACUUACUAAAGGCAGGAUUUUGUGACCAGUGGGAGGGGUGUAAAACUCUCAGUUGUGGCUCUGCUAGUAGAGUGGAGUAGUUGACACUGUAUGGAGUGUGGGAGAACACCCAUGCAGUUCACACUGCUGCUACCCAAAUUCUGCCCCCCUGGAGACUUGGGGCCGUCUGCUACAUCACCCUUGGUGGGCUUCACUAAUGCAUCCUUGCCAAAAGAGGCUGCCUGUGAAAUGAUGAGCUGUCAUUGCUUUUGUUGGUAGAGCAGCAUGUCAGAUAGGAAGACCCAUCUGUUGGAAAAGCAACCAAUUUGCAAUGUAGAAUCAGGAUUCUUGUGAACAAAUAUUAUUAUUGCAUCAUUUGAUGUCAUGUUUUGUCAAAUCCCUUUGAUAAAGCAGAACAUUGUGUGUCCUGAAACAUCUGAACAUCAUUGCUCGUGUAUAUGCUAGGUGAGCAUGUAGUGAUAUGGUGCAAUACAGUAUUUCAUACCCCUGGUGUUUAGUUGUAUUCCUACGUGUGGCCAGAGACCCAACCCACAAUUGAAUAGAUUUGGUCUAUUAAACUGAAAUCUGUUUGACAACACUGGUUCAUGUCCUUUAAUAAAAUGUAAACUGUUUCUUGUGACAUUUGUUUUGUAGACUGUGGGUUUACAACACUGAGGCUGAAGGGACUUGUUACAGCCCUACUGUUUAAAACAAGUUCCAUUGUGCAACUGCUAGAAUUAGACUUCCAAUGUGUAAAUAAAGUUUUCAUGAGAUCA
This is a messenger RNA of Haliotis rufescens (red abalone), 7191 nucleotides long. RefSeq lists its product as uncharacterized. The transcript is spliced from 2 exons. NCBI's taxonomy places the organism in Eukaryota, Metazoa, Mollusca, Gastropoda, Lepetellida, Haliotidae. The record is from RefSeq and is a predicted model, not a curated record. The coding region runs from base 3670 to 5988 and encodes 772 amino acids.